CAUAUGUGAUUUUCCUAACAAGCCAGUUUUCUGUUUGAGAAUCAUGUUCACAGUGUUUUAGAAACUAUAAGUGAACCAGAUUUCAGGACUGGGACCCAUGACAGCUCAUGGGAGGGCAGAGGUCUGAUCUUCCACCCUUGGGACCACCAGCUGGGAUGCAGCCUUUAUGUGUCAACUUCAGGACCCUUCUUCUCUUGGUUCUGCUUCCCUGGCCAGGUGCAGGACAAUUCUAUGUGAUAGGACCCAGAGAACCAGUCAUUGGCUUGGUUGGGGAAGAGGCUGUGUUGUCCUGUCAGCUCAGCCCAUCAAUGGAUGCUCAGAACAUGGAAGUGAAAUGGUAUCGUAAUGAUCCUUUUGGCCUGGUGCAUCAUUAUAGUACUUCCCAGGUUGAUAUGGAGCAGCAGAGGCCAGAAUACCAAGGGAGAACAGAAUUCCUGAAGGGGAAUAUUACCAAAGGGCAUGUUGCCUUAAGGAUACAUCCCAUCCAACUUUCAGAUGGAGGGGAGUAUGCAUGUUUCUUUGAAAGCUCCACAUACUACAAUGAUGCAACAUUCCAAGUGUUGGUCACAGUCUCAGGUAGGGCUCCUCAUAUCCACAUUGAGCCUGGAAAUAAAAAGGACUUUAAAGUGACCUGCAUGUCCACGGGGUGGUAUCCAGAGCCUGAGGUGCAAUGGAGGAACCAUCAAGGACUGCAUCUGGCACCAGGCUCUGAGACAAAGACAAUGGAAGGAAGUGGAUUGUUUCAUGUGGAAUCAUCUCUCACAGUGGACAAAAGUUCAAGAGCAGAAGUGUCCUGUGUUGUAAGGAACACAAUACUCAGUGUUGAGAAGGAAGUGCAUGUUUCCUUGGCAGAUUCCUUAUUUCUUGAGGACUUUACUUGGAUAGUGUGGUUGGUUGUUCUCCUGGUUCUCCUGGUCAUCAGUGUAACCAUCUGUGUUCUAUUUCUGCAUGCUAGAAAAGACAAAGGUAAAUGAAACAACAAGAACAACAACAAACAACUCAAAGGAACCCAAGACAAAAACAGCAAAAACUGUGGGGAUUGGGUUCAUUUGUGGAAGAAGUACACUGUAAUAUUAACACAAAAUUCAUAAUUGGUUUGUAGGGGGCCUUUAGCAUUUCAAAUUGGGAGCAAGAAAAAGUAAUCAGAAAAAAUAUGUAAGUACAUACUCAAAACUCUGAGCAUUUUUCAGAAAAUAGAGGUUGUCUGGUUAAGGUCAAUUAUGUUCAUGUAGUUUUGGGAUCUAGGUGAGGAGCAGUGGAGUGGAAUCUAGAGACAAAAACCAAGAAAGAAUUAUUGAAACAUCUUUGGUGCAAAAUGGUGGUUUAUUAAAGCACAGGAGCAGGACCCAUGGGCAGAAAGAGCUGCUGCUCUGGGGUUUGUGAGGUGUGGCUGAUUAUAUAUCAUGGGAUUUUGGGAGGUAAGGAAAAAGGGUGGUCUGAAAGAACUUUCAUGUAUUAAAGAAGACACACAGGAUACUGGUAGUUUUGCCAUUUGUUAAGGUUGUUUUUCCUUUAAGUAAGGCAUUAACAGUAAGAUAGUUGGGAAAUUCUUGGAAGCAUGUCACACUCCUUCUAUCAUACCUCCUUGUCAUUGAGCUUUAGGCUUAGCAGAAAUUCAACUUUAUUUACAUUUUUCUCUGCCUGAGCCUCCCUCAAUUUUAUGGAGGGGAAGAUGAUAUUAGGGUUUCAGGAAUGGAGUUAUGGACCUCUGGAAGUUAGGCUAUUGAUAAGAAAGCUUUUUCCUUGUAAAUAACUGGGACAUUUGUAGACUUAGGGAGACUCAGGUCUUGCAUGAUUGUGAUCUCUACCAGUUAAAUGUUUGUUUUUCCUCUAGGGCAGCCUGGAGUGCCUAAGGAAUGUCACAUAUAUAUCACAGGGGGAAGUGUGGGGUGUCAGCUUCUGCCUUGUCCUCAGCUAGCCUUCUGCUUCUUAUCAAUUUCAUCAAGAAAAAAAAUGCACUUCAUUUCUGAUAUACACUUAAAUUUGAGGGUUUAAAAACUAGAUUAUAUCUCUGUUUGUUGGUUUAUGUGCUUGUUUAUGUACCCAGAGGUAAUACAAUUCUCUGUGACAUCAUUUGUUAAUUGAAGUUAGUUUAGCAUCAGGGUGGCAUUUUCUGGUUUCAGAAUGCAUGUGUUCUUUCAUGUAUUUGGGGGUGGGGGGAGUGUAAUCUAGAGCAGUAUUCAGAACAUUUCUUCAUAAGCAUAAGCAAGAAGACAUUAAGAAGUUAAAGUUUUUAUCGAGGCCAUG
This is a messenger RNA of Lutra lutra (Eurasian river otter), 2247 nucleotides long. RefSeq names its product butyrophilin subfamily 3 member A2-like. NCBI's taxonomy places the organism in Eukaryota, Metazoa, Chordata, Mammalia, Carnivora, Mustelidae. The transcript is spliced from 4 exons. Gene Ontology annotation, biological process: T cell receptor signaling pathway; regulation of cytokine production. Gene Ontology annotation, cellular component: external side of plasma membrane. Gene Ontology annotation, molecular function: signaling receptor binding. The coding region runs from base 108 to 974 and encodes 288 amino acids. The record is from RefSeq and is a predicted model, not a curated record.